This is a messenger RNA of Closterium sp. Naga37s-1, 1590 nucleotides long. The record is from the annotation of a GenBank genome assembly. Lineage: Eukaryota; Viridiplantae; Streptophyta; Zygnematophyceae; Desmidiales; Closteriaceae.
AUGCCCCGACCAUUCCAUACGUUCUCCACCCCUUCCCCACACCCCGCCGACCCCCUGCCGCCUCUCCGUCCGCCUCUCCGCCCGCCUCUCCGUCCCCCCCUCCGCUCCUCCCCUCCUCUCCUCCCUCCCUCCUCAACCCCCUCCCGCUCUUGCCACGGCCCUGGCUCUCUCCUCUCUCCCUCCCCGCAGGCGGCGGUGGCGGCCCUGGCUGCCACGGUGGACACACUCACCUCUGCGGGUUACCACAUGAUCCGCGGGCCGCUCAGCGCGCUGCUGCAGCCCGCUUUCCUGGACACGCACGUGCGCGCGCGCAACGCUGAGUUCGCCCUGCUGAGUCUCAACGCAGCGGCCUCUGCCCUUCCGCACGCAGACGUUAUCAGCAUCACCCCCUCUGGCCACCUGCGCAUGGCGGUGGGCAGGGACACCUUUCAACGCCUGGGGCUGCCAGGCAAGGCGUCAGCAGCAGCACCGGGCGAGCAGUACUUCAUCUGUGUGGACCUGUGUGCGCCGUCCUUUAAGCCUGGCAAGAAGCUGCACGACAAGCCCGGCAUUGGCAUGAAGCUGCACGACAAGGUCCUGGAGCGAGUGAGUGAGCUCAUCCCCGCGUCACUGGACUACCUCUGCCUCUUCACACGCGACGGUGUGCCCCAGCCCGUUGACUUCCCUCAGCCAAUCACAGCCCGCCACGUGCCCUUCUCCGCCAUCCACCGAGCCCUCUCCCCUGCCUGCCUGCCGAAUGCUGACAAGCUCUUCGAGAUUGCCACGUCAGCAAGCGGGGAAAUUGUGUGCCGUCACUCCUUUCCUAGUUGCCUUGGGUUGAACUCGCUUGUCAUUCGUUUACUCUUGCUCCCUGCGCUCUCUCUUCCUCCCUUUCUCUCCCUCCUUUUCUCUCACCCCCUUGCUCUCGCUCCCUUUCUCUCACUCCCUUUCUCUCCCUCCCUUUCUCUUUCUUCUUUUCUCUCCCUCCCGCAUCCCCACUCCCUGUUUCCUCUGCUACAGGUCCUAGUGCUCAUCGAUGCUGCCAGGUAUCCUUCCCUCCCUCCACCCACUCUGCCUUUCAUUUCUCUCCCAUUGAUCCUUCCGCUGUCACCCUCCCUCUCCGCCUUGCUUUCAUUCUCUCCCCUUCCUAUCCUCCCCGUCUUUCAUUCUUUCACCCAUUCUCUCCCUCGCUCCUCUCAUUCGUUUGCCGUGCUACCCCAUUUGCCGCCUCCUCCCCCUGUGUGCCAUGGGCUGUCGUCAACUGCUGGAGCUUCGCUUCCUCUCCCGUACGUACAUGCUGCCCCCCUGCUCUGUUCCUUAGCCUUCCCCGUACGCUUGCACGACACGGCUGCUUGCUUGCACGACACGGCUGCUUGCUUGCACGACACGGCUGCUUGCUUGCACGACACGGCUGCUUGCUUGCACGACACGGCUGCUUGCUUGCACGACACGGCUGCUUGCUUGCACGACACGGCUGCUUGCUUGCACGACACGGCUGCUUGCUUGCACGACACGGCUGCUUGCUUGCACGACACGGCUGCUUGCUUGCACGACACGGCUGCUUGCUUGCUAGCGCCACCACUCCGCUCUCCCAUCUCUUUCCCGCCCUGA